Molecule: messenger RNA, 983 nt
Organism: Drosophila takahashii
Lineage: Eukaryota; Metazoa; Arthropoda; Insecta; Diptera; Drosophilidae
Gene: Lhr
Product: Lethal hybrid rescue
Molecular function (GO): DNA binding
Source: RefSeq, a predicted model, not a curated record
AUGAGCACCGACAGCGCCGAGGAGACGGAGACCCACACGAACAUUCCCCAAAUGGAGAUCAACAUCUCGAACAGGAAAUCCAAUGACGAGAUCGUUUUGAAUGACCUGCUGCUCAUGGAGCUGCUCUGCCGCUACCCCUUCCUCUUCAGCCGCCAGGUGGAGCCACACGAGGACGAGGACUACGACUCCUGGGGAUGGGAACAGCUGGCCAAGGACUUUAACCAGAGCUACGAGGGCGCGGAGCAGAGUGCUCCGUUCUCGGUGAGCGAUCUGCAGUCGCGGUGGAACAAACUGCGUCCUUUGAUUAGUUCCUUGGCCAAGGCGAAGGGUCAGAUUCCCGAGUCCCUGUGGCGGGUGGUGGUCAAUGUUCACAAUCGAAUGCUGGUGGAGAAGCCGGUUGAAGUGCCGCGCACCAAGUGCCAGGACUUCUUCCUCGCUCAGGCGCCCUUUCUGGAAUCUCUCUCCCUGCUGGAUCGCCGGCGUUUGGAGGUCGAGGUUCUGGACCUCAUCCUGCAGGAGGAGCAGCGGGAGAAGGCCACCCACACCAUGGGCCCCAAGGAGCAGGAGGCCGCGCAGAGCGAAUACGAUGAGUUUCUCAAGGCAAUAAGGGUAAAGGAGCUUCCAGCCGACACUCUACUCCGCCUGGCAAUGGACGGAUUCUGCAUUACCCCGAAGAUCUUGAAGUCGGAUAAAUCGGCUAUGGUGAUUAGCAAUGUCCAGACUGUCAAUGGAGCAAAGGAAUUGGAGAUCAAGACGGAGGCCCCUGAUGAAGCUGCGAAAAAAUCCGAAAAUCCCCGCUACGUGCCAUUGAAAAGCGCCAAAUAUUACAUUAAAAAGCUUCGCAUUCGCAUUAAGCGAUUAGACUUGGACGACCACCUGCCACUGGCCAGCAUCCGACGAUCCAAUCGCUCUGCGCCGAAAAUCUGACUUGGUUUCGUAUCAAAUGCACAUAAGUUUAUUAAAAAAUACAUUACUAUAAAUUA